AUCCUUCCAACGACCACGAUCCCGACGGUGACUCUGCAAGUGGAAUGCCAUAGAUAUGUACCAGUCACCCAAAUAAGAAGAUCAAAUCGAUGGGUUCUAAGAGAUCAUUUGCCAACCUGGAUGAUGACAUCUUGAUCGCCGUCUUCGGUUUCCUGGAUUUACAUUCAAUCCUUGCAUUGCGACAGACAAGCAAACGGUUCCAGGCGAUCUCACAGCUUGCAGUCGUCUGGCGGUGCGCGUUCACAACCCAAGUUGUUGCUCGUGGAUAUCCAUACCCACUAGAAGCCCUCUCUCCAUCCAUUGAUGCACAGACGCUUGAGAAAAUAACACGGCGCUCGUGUCGUAUUGCUAGGUUCUGGCUAGACCCCUCCACUCAGCCGUGCUCGCAUCAAGAGUUUCGUAUGAAGACAUCUACAGGGAUUUACGAAAUUCGGAUUCUACCUGAAGAGGAACAUGAACAUUGGGGAAGGAAGCGAUUUCUCACUAUAUCAAAGGGAAUAUGGUCAGAAAUCUCAUGCUGGGAGGUUGGAGAGGGCCUGAUGCCGUUGCACAAGAUCGCUGAGUGGUGUCCGAGGGGAGCUAUUUUUACUGGUAUCGCGGUGAACUCCAACCCACAUUCUGAGGGUACAGUUGCGGUGUCGCUCAGCAACGGAGGCGAUCAGACGAUACAAGUCCUCUCCCUUCGGGUAAAGGGUGACGUAGUCGGGUUUGAAGUUAUCAAAAGUUUCCAGACAAGCUAUAAGCCUGUCUACAUGGAAGGCGACAUCCUCGUCUUCAGCGAUGACGCUGUGGAGACCUAUGUUGCAGAUUGGCGCACGGGCGAAGCUGCUGUCUUAAUUGGUUCUCAAGCCUCAACAGAACACAACUUUCAGUACAACAAAUGUCUGAAGGUCAUCUUCGCAUACGAGAGUGUCCUGGUUGUUCGAGCACGCUCCAUAGAGCUAUUCCCCGUCCCAACAUUGAAGCCUUCUACUGAGGAUGUACCUGUGUACAAUUCCCUAGCCAGUCAUUCAUUCGGUUGGAUGGAUGGUGUUGCAAUAUAUCCGCAACACCAAGUUUCAUCAAAAGAUGCCCGGAAUUCAGCCUCGAUCUGCAUUGUCGUACGCUCAGAAAAUGACGAUCCUUGGUCCUCCGACAUUCAUACGGUUCAUUUGUACCACCUCGAGGUCAAUGCUUCAUACGUUUCUUCCAGAAGAGCCUCUCCAGAGCUCAAGUCUAUCAACUUGGAAAUGCCAAUGAACGGUGAUUCGAAUUCAGCGGAAUCUUCCCCGUCCCCUCCAAUGGAGUCACCACCUCUUGCGCCCUAUGAUUUCCCACCAACUCAUUUGACUUCCUUCCCAUCCAUACGCGGCCGCCUUCGAUGCACGGAUAUCCUUUCUGGUGACCACGGCACAGCCAUUUGGAUUCAACCUCGUCCUGCACACGACGUCAGCCUUACAACGUUCGACGUCCAUUCGUCUGAAGCUCAGGUUCCGUAUAGGGUUCCUGUAAGCAAUGCGAGAGAAACGUUGCUUGGAGCGGUGUUUCCGGGUGUUCUGUUGAGCAGUAACGGGGAGUCAAAGGGGAACGGAGUGAGGAUCAUUGCCGAAAGGGAGAGGGAUAGUGACGCGAAUUGGACCGCGAUGGAUUAUGACGAAAUUAGGGGUUUAGUCGUUUUGGGAUCCAGCGAUGGACGCAUCACGCUGCUUGGGUUGUGAUGGCUUGUCCAUGUGUGUUAUCUCACUGCUUGUGGGCUCACAAAUCAGAAUUCCGGUUAGCUACAAGUGUCACUACCUCGAACUUCAAGUCGCCUGAAUUUUACCAUAUGACAUGCAUUAGUGGCCCAUCCAGACAAAUAUUCAGGGUCAGAAUACAGCCUUUACGGAGGAAUGGUUGUCUUCCGAGAGUAUACUAGAGGCUGGAAGCGAGCCUAAUAUUUUAUGUGGAAUCGGGUUUGAAAGAACGAAAAUCUAAUUGGACUGUUGGUG
Somion occarium is the source of this 1967-nucleotide messenger RNA. The record is from the annotation of a GenBank genome assembly. NCBI's taxonomy places the organism in Eukaryota, Fungi, Basidiomycota, Agaricomycetes, Polyporales, Cerrenaceae.